Neofelis nebulosa (Clouded leopard) is the source of this 3298-nucleotide messenger RNA. It is a transcript of the gene EAPP, whose product is annotated as E2F associated phosphoprotein. The record is from RefSeq and is a predicted model, not a curated record. Gene Ontology annotation, cellular component: nucleus. The transcript has 6 exons. Lineage: Eukaryota; Metazoa; Chordata; Mammalia; Carnivora; Felidae. Bases 103 to 960 code for a protein of 285 amino acids. Gene Ontology annotation, biological process: positive regulation of cell population proliferation.
GUGCGGGCGGAAGUGGGUUCCAGACCUUUUAGCGGAGCGGCCUGUGGAGUAAACAAGUACCGAGUGGCCGCUUGCAGCUGGUGCCAGAGGGUACAGGCCACCAUGAACCGGGUCCAGGAUGACUAUGACCCCUACGCAGUUGAAGAGCCUAGCGAUGAGGAGCCAGCUUUGAGCAGUUCUGAAGAUGAAGUGGAUGUGCUUUUACAUGGAACUCCUGACCAAAAACGAAAACUCAUCAGAGAAUGUCUUACUGGAGAAAGUGAAUCAUCUAGUGAAGAUGAAUUUGAAAAAGAAAUGGAAGCUGAAUUAAAUUCCACCAUAAAAACAAUGGAGGACAAGUUAUCCUCUCUGGAAACAGGGUCUUCUUCAGGAACUGGAAAAGUUGGAACAGCUCUGACAAAGUACUACGAUGAUAUAUAUUUUGAUUCUGAUUCUGAGGAUGAAGACAAAACAGCACAGGUGACCAAGAAGAAAAAGAAGAAACGACACAGGAUUCCAACAAAUGAUGAAUUACUGUAUGAUCCUGAGAAAGAUAACAGAGAUCAGGCCUGGGUUGAUGCACAGAGAAGAGGCUACCAUGGUUUUGGAAUACAGAGGCCACAUCAACAACAGCCUGUUCCAAAUAGUGAUGCUGUCCUGAACUGCCCUGCCUGCAUGACCACACUAUGCCUUGAUUGCCAAAGGCAUGAAUCAUACAAAACUCAGUAUAGAGCAAUGUUUGUGAUGAAUUGUUCUGUCAACAAAGAGGAGGUUCUAAGAUACAAAACCCCAGAGAACAGGAAGAAAAGGCGAGGCCAUAAGAAGAUGAGGUCUAAUCGUGAAGAUGCUCCAGAGCAGGUAGAGGCAGAAGUGGAAGAAAUCUAUCACCCCGUCAUGUGCACCGAAUGUUCCACUGAAGUGGCAGUCUAUGACAAGGAUGAAGUCUUUCAUUUUUUCAACGUUUUAGCGAGUCAUUCUUAAAUAGCUAAGUUGGCAUUUAAUUGCCCAAUACAAUAUACAAUGCAAAUAUGGACACUUACUUUCCCUGCUAAUUUCUCUCCAUUGACAUUCUGAGCGGUUAUUUGAGGAAGCAGUGUUUGUCUUUUUGAAAGAGAAUGAUUGUCAACCUGCAUCCUUCCACCUCCUUUAAAAAAAAUUUUCCCCCAGUUUUGAUGGGACUAAUUAUUCAUUUCCUUUUUGAUGGGCAUUUGGAAACCAUGGGGACUUUUUUUACAUAUUAAAACUCUUUAGAAUUAAAAUGCUCUGGAGUUAUAAGUAAUGUUUCAGAGUGUUAUUUUUUAUUUUGGAUGUACCCUUGGUGUGAUUAAACUAGACACUAUUCCCCCACCCCCACUUCUGUCUGUAUUGUUUUUGCUAAAAAGUAUAUUUACCUUCUAUCAUAGUAUGAAGUGACAUUAUUUAGCAACUGUUACAGUUACAUGGGGUAAUAUUGCCAGGUGCUUUCAGUAAUUAAUAUAGGUCUUUUCCUAAAAGGAUUGUAUAGUUAACAGUAAUCUAACCUUAGUGAAUUAACAUAGUAAGUAGAAAUUUAUGGUGAUGGGUCGCCUGGGUGGCUCAGUCAGUUAAGCAUCUGACUUCGGCUCUGGUCAUGAUUUCAUCGUUCCUGAGUUCGAGCUCUGUGCUGACAGCUCAGAGCCUGGAGUCUGUUUCAGAUUCCGUGUCUCCCUCUCUGUUUCUGCUCCUCCCCCACUCGUGCUCUGUCUCUCUCUCUCUGUCUCGAAAAUAAAUAAACAUUUAAAAAAAAUAAAAAAAAAUUAUGAUGAGGAAGAGCAAGCUCACCCUCCACCCUUGGACUUAAAAAUACAGUUGCUGCCUCUUAUGCCCACUAUUUGUUCUGGAAUUUCUGUGGCCAGCAGCCAAGAUACUGUUUUUUCUUUUUUGCUAUUAAUAUAAAAAUCAUUAGUGACAGGUUGGAGGAAAUUGCAUUGUAGGCAUCUGUGCUUUUGAAAAGAACGAUUGGACUUGUUCCAAAAACAUUAGGAAACUCAGGAUCCUCCUGUUAUUCUAGUAGAGAUAUGGUAGAGUGGAAUGAAGUCAGAAAAUAGGUAUUUAAAAAAAAUUUUUUUUAAGUAAUCUCUACCCUAGUGGGGCUUGAACCCACUACCCCAAGAUCAAAAGUCUCAUGCUCUACUGAUUGUGAGCCAGCCAGGGGCCCCAGGAAAUACAUUGUAUGUAUGUAUGUAUGUAUGUAUGUAUGUAUGUAUGUAAAAGAUUUUAUUUUUAAGUAAUCUCCACACCCAACAUGGGGCUUGAACUCACAACCCCAGAUCAGGGAUUACUUAUUGUACUGACUGAGUCAGCCAGGUACUUUAGGAAAUACAUUUUAAUUCAGGCUAUCACACUAAUCUUGGGCAAGUAUUUUCCUCUGAGUUCCAGUUUUCUCAUCUAUAAGAUGAAAAGAUUGCAUUAGAGCAGUGAUUCCCCACAGAGGUCAGGGCUCAGCAGAGCUUGAGGGGGACCUCUACAUAUUCCCUCAGAAUGAUACAUCUCCAGAAGGGAGAACAUGUCCUUCCCACUGCCUUGCCUUCUGUGCUUUCUAAGGAGUACAGGAGAACUGGAACCAGUGACCAUAUGAUGUUCAUAUGAAUUGGGUGGAGGCAGAAAAAUGAUAAAGAAUUUGUUCCUAGGGAUUUCCAAUGUCUAAAUAGCAUAUUUUAUAAUUUUUAUAAUAUGCCGAUGUCUAUCUGGUUGGAUAUCUGAUUGGAGAUAUAUAUAUAUAUAUAUAUAUAUAUAUAUAUAUAUAUAUACAUAUACAUAUAUAUAUAUAUAUAUGAUGUAUACAUACUUUUAAAUGUUUAAGCAUAUUGCCAGAUGAUCUGUUACAGAAUAAUACUACUAGUCUAAUUUAACCUUGUUUUUGCCAUAUUAUAGCUUUGCAAGAUCUUUUUCCUACUUGCUGUCAUUGCAGACCCUACUUUCUUCCCACAUCCCACAACUAGUGUUCCAUUGUACCUUCAUCUCCACUGCAAGGUUCUCAGUGGUCUUAUACAUAAAGAUCACCUGGGGCAGAUAUUUAAAAGGUGCUACCCAGAAUGCGACUCAGUGACAAAAAAUGAGGCAGGAAAUCACAAUAUAUAAAGAUGCAGUUUUUGGCAACAACAAAGGGGAGAGACAGAACUGUGUAAAGCAGACUUUUGUGUAUUAUUGAAGCUAAGUUUGAGCUAGUUUGUUAGAAAUUUAAGAUGGCAAUUGUAAUGCCCAGGGUAACCAUGAAUAUGUUGCAACAAGAAUACUUAAAGUGAUCUAAGAAUAGAGUAUAAUAUAUUUGAAUAUUAUGUUAUAAAAUUAUAAAACUGUA